Ziziphus jujuba (common jujube) is the source of this 973-nucleotide messenger RNA. RefSeq names its product dirigent protein 22-like. Bases 95 to 646 code for a protein of 183 amino acids. The transcript has a single exon. NCBI's taxonomy places the organism in Eukaryota, Viridiplantae, Streptophyta, Magnoliopsida, Rosales, Rhamnaceae. The record is from RefSeq and is a predicted model, not a curated record.
UUCACUCCCAACCAUGCACCAAUUCCAUUCUCCAUUAAUCCCUCUAUACCUGCUAUAGCUUAUUUUCCAAACUCACUUUAACCCUCACUCAAAAAUGGCCAAAAAUGCACUAAAAAGAAUUCCCAUACUAACCCUUCUGAUCUUCGUAGUCUUAGCCGUAUCCUCGGAAGCCACAAAAUACCAAUCCCAAAACCUAAAAGAAACCAACAUCGUUUUCUACAUGCAUGACCUGGCGUCUGGCCUCAACGGUCAUACUACCAAAAUGGUAGGAGGGAUUCCGCAUAAGCGCUGGGCGGUCCUCGCAUUUGGAACGGUCUUUGCGAUCGACGAUAAGCUGACAGAGACAAAAGACUGGAAUUCAACCCAGGUUGGUAGGGCUCGAGGUAUCUAUGUGAACUCCGCUCUGGAUGGUUCGGACCUUCACUUGCUCAUGUCGCUGGUUUUCACCAACAAGGACUUUAAUGGCAGCACUUUGGAGAUUCAAGGGUCCGAUAGGUUUUACCAAAAGUACAGGGAUGUUUCUGUGGUUUCUGGAACCGGAAUAUUCCGACUGGCUAGGGGUUUUGCCACUCUAGAAACUGUCUUCCUUGAUAUCCCAAACUCUAAUGCCAUUAUCAGGUGGAAUGUCACAGUAUUACACUACUGAAAAUGAACUCGCUCUCUCUAUAUUUAUAUAUUGGUCAACUAUGAUAUAUUGAAUAAUCUAAGCCGUAAAGCUGGCAUGUAAAACAUAGCUAGUAAGUGUUAAAAGUUAAUGUAUGAUUUGUUUUUUAGAGUCGGCAUUAUUUAUGCUUUGUUUGUUGAGCUUUUGUUAGGAUUUACUAAAUCCUUUAUGCUCGUGUCUAUUUAAGAAGUCUAGAAGGUGUUUUUUUUUUUUUUUAAUAAUUAAAAUAAAUGUAAUUCAUCUUCGUAUUCUUGUAUGAGGUCCAGAACUUAAGAACGAUUAUCAAAACAAUCUUUGCAGGUCAGAAAA